AUGGGGGUAGGCACGGAGCCAGAGCGAUGGACCGCAGCGCUCGACGGGCUGCGUGAGCCUGUGUCGCAUCUGCGCUCGGAGGCUUUGGAUGCCCUCGGCUCUCUGCUCGCCUCAGCUGGAUGGGUGGUCGAGCCUGCUGCGGCGGAGCCACUGCUUGGUGCACUGGGCGAGAGGCUGCAGGACUCCAACUGGAGCGUGUGCCAGAAGGCCCUUUCCCUGGUUGCCGACCCCAAAGUCGCAGUUCGUAAGGCUGCCUCUCAGGCCUUAUCUGCCUACCUGGCAUCAGCCGCGGACUUGCCGCGGGUGUUGCGCCGUGUGACGGUGGGAGGCAUCGAGUCGGCAGAUUGGCGAUUGCGACAGGCAGCUUUGCUGUAUCUCUCCCUGCCAAAUGCCACGCUCUGCCGUGUUGCGUCGGAACCGGGGCUGCAGGCGCCGAUCGCGGACCUUGCUGCUGCGGUCGUGUCCGCGCUCUCUGAUGAAAAUGAUGCCGUCUCGUCGUCCGCCAGCCAAUGCUUGCCGCGUCUCUGCGAGGCGGCGGGCGAGUCAUGGCCUGCGGUUCUCUCCGCGCUUCCAACGAGCGCGCGCAAGGCCUACAGCGCAUGGGCCGCCGCCGGCGGGAGUGGCGGCGCUUGGCCAGCUGAUGAGGACCAGCCCGCCGGCUCCCCCGGGCAGGCCCCGGCCAUAGAGCAGACGGCGGACUCAGACGACUCGGACAACGAGGCUGGCCCAAGCGUCUCGUUUGGCUUCAUCCCGGCACCGCUGAUGGCGGGGCUCGAGCAGAGCGGCAGCUGGCAGUCCCGCGCCGCGGCCAUAGGCCAGUUGCAGGAGCUGCUCGAUGGGCUUGGCGAGAAGGAGGGAGGCGACGGCCGGAGAGCGGCAGCCUCGCAUGCGCCUGCAUUGGUCUCCUUCCUGCUCAGAGUGCUCGACGAGGAGCAGAACUUCAAAAUCGUGCUGACUACCCUGCAGAUCCUGUCCGAUGUGCUUGAGGCCUUUGGCGAGGCCGUGCGAGCUUGGCCCGAGGCCGCGACGGUGCUUGUGCCCGCGUUGAUGGACCAGUUUGCCGAUAACAAGAUCGUCAUCCGCCGCGCCAACCUGUCUGUCGUGCGGAAGCUCAUAUCGCUCCUCACCCCCGCGCGCGUGUUGCGGCCGCUGCUGCCCUUUGUGCGCCACCCCAACUCGCACAUUCGCGAGCAGGCCAUCGCAGUCCUCCUCGAGGCGCUCGGAGAGGACGAAGCGCAACCGUUUGAGCUCCACCGAUCCGCACUCUCGGCUGUUGCGCCGGCGCUCGAGGACCCGAAGCCCAAGGUGCAGCGCGCCGCCUCGUCGGCGGUCGGCGUGCUCGGCGAUCGCAUCAAGGAGUCAAAUGAGGGUGGGGACGAAGUCUUUGAGUCGCUGCUCGAAGAGCUCGCGCUGCCUCCUGCGCUCGAGGCGCGCGUGCACGAGCGGCUGCGGGAGGGAGGAGCGGCUGUGGGCUUUGCCGACAACCUUGCCGAAGUCACCACGCCUGGUGGGACACCUCCGAUGGUGCGCUCCGGAUCGGCCGGGUGGAGGGCGGCCGCGGGGCCCGAGAUGGACGACAGUCCUUUUGCCGAUCUGAUGGAGACCACCGCCGGCAGCCGGCGGAUCGCGACUUGUGGUCGUGGCCGCUUGCCGUGGGAGGCGACAUCCGAUGGUCACAAAUUACCUCGCGCAAACUCCCUCGGGCUCAGUGUCCUCGCUGAGGGGAUGGACGAGGGCAGGCCCGGCCAGCGUGCCAGCACUUCGCACGCCGAGGAGCGGCCCGGCGGAGGCUUCGGUAGCCGACGAGGCGGAGGGAUGCGCAUCGAGCUACCCUCCGAUGCGGCAAGCGACAGCCUGACAGGUCUUGGUCCCCUGUCGGCGCCGAGUGCCUUCAACGACGCGCGCGCGUCGCCAACGCCGAUAUCGCCCGCCGAGUCGGAGUCGUGGGGUCCUCCCUCUCCCAUGCACUCUCCCACUAAGGCAGACGCGCUGCUCGUUGCAAUGGAGCGAGACAUGGCGUCGCGCCGAUCUGGCGGCAGCACAUCGCCCGUGCCCUCCGGCGAUUCGCCCGUGGGGUCUCCGGCCUCGUCCUCGCCGCUGGGCGCGCGCAGUGGCCGCGACAAGGUUGGCAUGUGGCUGCCUGCCGCCCGCGUCGCUGGUAAGGCGCCCGGAGCUACGCGGCCGCCGCGGCCAGGAGGCGACGCGGUGCAGCGGUCGCAUUCGGCGCCACAAAAGCGCACGACCAAGGAGCUAGCAAUCUCUGGCGUCAAUGACGCGGUGGCACUGAGGCCGCCGCCGUGCCGGACCGUGGUGCUGCAGCUCCAGGAGACGGCGAGGUGCUGCCCCCCAGAGGGCGGCGCAGCGGUGGAGGUGGCGACAGUCAGCCUGCGCUGGACGUCGUGGGAUUCCAGUCGCGGCCAGCACGCCGGGGAGCGGGGCUCACGACGUGGCGGUUGGGGCUCGGCGGCUCCCGCCGCAGUGAGCACAAUCCCGUUGACGGCGGACGGGCUAGUGGGUGGCGGGAUCAGUGAGCUUCGAACGGAGGACUUGCGUGCGCUGCCGCCGCCGCCAGCCGCGGAGGCGGCGGUCGCGCGCACUCUCGAGCUGCUGAAAGACGGGGAUCGCGAGGGGGACUGGGCAGCUCAGUACGAGGCGAUCAACAUGUUUCGCCGACUAGUCGCUGCGCAGGACGUCGGCUCGCCCGACCCAUCGCUGCUGUCUCAGCUGCACGCCCUCAACCGCCUUCUCAUCCAGUUUUGCGACUCGCUCCGCUCUGCACUGGCCAAGAACGCGGCGAGCGCCUUCCGCGAGAUGUUUGGUUCGCUCGGCCGGCACAUGGAAGCCGACCUUGACCUGAUUGUGCCGAUGCUCAUCAAGAAGAGCGCCGAGACAAGUGGCUUCAUUGCCGACGAGGCGAACAAGGCGCUCGCUGCGAUGGCCGCCUCCGUCUCGGAGGGGCGCGUAAUCUCGGCGCUCUCCGGUUGUGCCACACACCGCAACCCGACCGCGCGAGCGCGAGCCGCGCUGCACCUCUCCCGCGCCCUCGAGGGCAUGGGAUGGGGCCGCGUCCUGCACAUGCGCGAGCUCGAUCGAAUCGUCCAGGUGUACGCGGCGCUCAACUCGGAAGGCCUGUCCGAGACGCGAUCUGCCACCAAGCAUGGGCUCGUCAGCAUCCUGCGAGAGGCGCGGCGAGCGGGCGGCGAGACGCGUGAGCGUCUCGAGCGGCUCCUUGCGAGGUGGUUGUCCGGGCCGGCCCUGAGGAAGAUUAUGGACGCCGCCGAGACCUCACCCCCUGCGGGGGCCUUGGGUGCGGCACUCGACGGCAUCGGCCCUCCCGACGCAGCGAGGCGCUCCCAACUGCGAGCCUCUCGCGCCUCACGCAGCUCAUCCGACCGCCGUUCAUCCCACGGCUUAUCCGAUGCACCGGCCGAGGCCGUGGACGAGCGCGCCGGUGCGUUGCUGGCCGCGCUGGCCUCGUCCAACUGGGCGUCACGGCGCGAUGGCCUCACGGCACUCGCGGCCCUCUCGCGCGCCUCUCCGGAGGCGCUCGUCCGCUCGCCAAAGCUGCUGCCGCUGCUCGACGGGCUCACGCCACAGCUGACGUAUGCCAACCCAAAGGUCAACUUGGUCGCGAUCGGCGCCCUCGAGGAGUUGCUCCCCCUGCUCGGCGACGCGCUGGUGCCGACGGCGCCGGCGCUCGUGCAGGCGCUCGGCUCGUGCCUCGCGUCCUCGAACGCACAGGUGCGUUGCGCCGCUUCGCCGUGCCUCGACGCGCUGUUUGCCACUGUCGAGCCCGGGGCGCUGCUCGGGCCUGUGGCGGCCGCCGCGCUGUACGGGUCCAACCCGAGGGCGCGCGGUGCGAUGCUCGAGCGGCUCGGCGAGCUCUCGGUCUCACUCCACCCAACCAGGCCGGGAUUGGUCGUAAAGCACGCGGUGGGCGCCGGUCUCAAGUUGCUGGAGGAGGCGCGUCCGGAGCUGCGCAACGCCACCAUCUCGCUGCUACGCACUCUGCACAGCCUCCUCGGCAUCUCCCUCUUCGAUGCGGCUCAGCGGCUCCCGCACGAGACGCAGCAGAGGCUACAUUGCGCGGUGCAGCAGCACUAG
Emiliania huxleyi CCMP1516 is the source of this 4104-nucleotide messenger RNA. RefSeq lists its product as hypothetical. Gene Ontology annotation, cellular component: cytoplasmic microtubule. Gene Ontology annotation, molecular function: microtubule binding. Lineage: Eukaryota; Haptophyta; Isochrysidales; Noelaerhabdaceae. The transcript has 6 exons. The record is from RefSeq and is a predicted model, not a curated record. The coding region runs from base 1 to 4104 and encodes 1367 amino acids. Gene Ontology annotation, biological process: microtubule cytoskeleton organization.